UUGCGGAGGGGUGGAGGACAACCGGUUGAUGGCCGGCCAUUCAGAUGGACGAGUUUUCCAUUCGAGCGUGCGAGAUUUGGGAAGCGCUCGUGAGCGAGCAGAGACCAGAAGAGGACGACCAUCAUAUCGUCCUUCCAAGAACAGUGGAAACGGAGGCGGGUUCACCCCAUGCCCCAUUUCUUAGAGGGGGCGAAGACAGGAAAAGCGGAGGCGACAGGGCACGGCAAAAGGCGAGGGAAAGAAGAACAACCGGUGUUCAGGAGGGGCGCAAUUCAACCAUUUAUAACGAAAGCAGACACGAGGCAGGAAACGAGGGCAGGGGUGCAGCAGAAGGGGUCGGCGAAGGCCACAACGGUUUGAGGGACAGCAGGGGGGAAAGAAGCAGAGAAUAUGCCACGGAGGGGAGAACGGGGAUGACACCCGAGGCGGCUUCGGAUGAGAACUCACAACGAGGAAGGAGGGAUCCGGAUGUGGAUGGAGGAGCAGUUGGUGCGGGGCCUUCAACUGCGAACUCCUUACCGACGCUUGCAAAGUACGCUGUGACAUGGCUACCAAGCCAUGAUAACGAGCUGUCGACUUUAAACCAGCGCUGGGCCGCAACCACGGACGAGGCUCCCAUGUGUAACGGGAUCUCCAAGGACUUAACAUUCAUGGAGAAAGGGAGGGUGGCGUUCCGCAUCAAGAAGAAAAUCAACGAGAACCGGGGGGAAAAUGGAGAGUAUGUGUCGCUGAGGUCGUGGGUGCACUUGCCAGGGCAAAACGGUGCUAAAGUAUUCUUGCAAGCGGAGGCGGCGGGCAGAGAAGAGGGAGAAGAGGAGAGAGACUUCAAAUUAAAUAUUCUGAAGGAGCUCUAUCGUUUCCUACCGGGAUUCAAGAGUUGUUGGAAGCACCCCUACCUCAGGCUUAUCCSAGCAUCGARGACRCCCGAUAAGAAGCACGUGACGGUCCAUGUGGAGGGAGCAAUAGGAUUAGUCAUAUCGGAGAGGUGGAAAUGGUGUCCGAGAAUCAAUGAGGAGGUGAACGCAUUGAUAAGGGGUGAGGAGAACCCAUGGCCAUGGGAGUACAAGGAAGGGAAGGAAACCGAGGGAGAAAAAAUGAAGAGAACCACGCAUGCAAACAGGGUGCGAACGGAGGAGCGGGCACGGGGACAGAAGCGGGACAGGGAGGGUAGAAAUAGGAGCAGAAAUGUUCACGCACGGAUACCAAAUGAGGAAGAGGAUGAGGCAAAGGGGGAGCAAGAGCCUGCCGAUGGAACGACGAGCACAUCGGAGGAUGAGGAAGAGGAAGAGCGGGGGGAAGAAAUGGAGGAGGUGAGAAUGGAGGAAUAUGAAACGGCGGAUGAAGAGGAGUCGUCGAGCGAGGAGGAAGGGGAGGACAAAUGGGAAUCGGCAGAAGAGUCGGAUACGGAGAUGACAGACACCUCCGCGGAGGCACACGGAAGGGAAGCAGCGGAGCAGCUGGAGAUCAUGUCACACGGCGGGGGAGAGGGAGAGGGACGCGAAGAAAUUGAGGCCGCGAUAAUGGAGGAGGAAGAAAAAAAUGAUGAAGACGGGGAGUUUAGCGAAGAGGACACAAACAAGGAAAGCGAAAGAUGGGUGGAGGAGUAACAUGGAAGAUUAAGAGGUUUGUGGAGGAGGUGGAAUGUCGACAAAGAAGGCACCGGAUAAAGGUAGUAAGCGAGA
Molecule: messenger RNA, 1682 nt
Organism: Chara braunii
Lineage: Eukaryota; Viridiplantae; Streptophyta; Charophyceae; Charales; Characeae
Source: the annotation of a GenBank genome assembly